Messenger RNA from Drosophila hydei, 632 nucleotides. Its product is annotated as CDGSH iron-sulfur domain-containing protein 3, mitochondrial. Gene Ontology annotation, cellular component: intracellular membrane-bounded organelle. Gene Ontology annotation, molecular function: 2 iron, 2 sulfur cluster binding. The transcript has 4 exons. The record is from RefSeq and is a predicted model, not a curated record. The coding region runs from base 92 to 514 and encodes 140 amino acids. NCBI's taxonomy places the organism in Eukaryota, Metazoa, Arthropoda, Insecta, Diptera, Drosophilidae.
ACUUUAAUAGGUACACACUGAAAUAAGGAACAGCUGUUAAGACUUGCUUUUUACUUUUAAGCUGUUGGUCAAAAAUAUAUUUUUUGCGAAAAUGUCAAUUAUAUUAAGGCAGAAACUGCCCACACACUGGGUCGUGAAGCAACUUUGUUACAGCACAAGCGCCAAAUCAAGCUCCGAUGCGGCAACUGCCAAAACAAUACCAAAAAAUUUGCUCGAGGAUAAGCAAACGGCAACUUUGCAAAAGGAAAAUGGCGCCGUAUUCGAUAAGCGACCAUUUAAACUGCACUUGGACAAAGACAAGACUUACAGCUGGUGCCUCUGCGGAAAAUCCAAAUCUCAGCCGCUGUGUGAUGGAACGCACAGAAAUGAAUUUCUUAAAAUUAAACUGAGGCCCAUACGUUUCAAAGUGGAGAAAACGGGCGAUUAUUGGCUAUGCAACUGCAAACACACUACGCAUCGUCCCUUCUGCGAUGGCACCCACAAGCAGCAGCACAUUCAAACAGCCGUUAAAUAAAUUAACUUUAUACAUGAAAAGAACAUUUUGUUUAAUGUGUAAUGCAUUUUGUAGUGUGUUUGUCCAAUGAGAAAUGCACGAAGAUAAAUUUUUGAAUUCAAGAAGCAACACUUGUUUU